This is a messenger RNA of Moneuplotes crassus, 1809 nucleotides long. The record is from the annotation of a GenBank genome assembly. NCBI's taxonomy places the organism in Eukaryota, Ciliophora, Spirotrichea, Euplotida, Euplotidae.
AAUAAAUUUAAUCGAGUCAAUGGAAAAACGUAGUACUAGGAGCAUGGCCAAGAAAUUCUCAACUAGCAACUUGCUUGGCUGCAAUAGGUGCAAGGAGAUUGAAGAUACCCAACUCCAACGAACUUUGAUUGAAAGCAGAAACGAUCAAGACGAUUACCAUCAAUUGCAAGAGCUUGACCGCAAGCUCAAACAACUCAGAGGUCAUAUAUGCAAUAGCGAUUAUGUGAACUUCGACAACUACAGCGACGAAGAGAUGCUGGAUGACUAUGAAUACGAUCCCAGGCCCAUGGUCCAGACCAGGAGCAUCACCAAGGGAAGUAAUCACAGACCAGGCACUAGGAGACGCUCCCGCUUACGAUAUGUCCAAUCGGAGGACGAUAACGAAGAAGACGACUCUAGUAUUGCCUCUGAAGACGUAGAAAGCAAUUUUUAUGCUUCGAGCAAGCCACGAGAAAAAUCAGGAUUUGUGAAAAUUUUUACAGUGAAAAGAGAAGUCCCUUCUCGCCUACAAAAAUUGUGUGAGGCUUCUAAUAGUCAUAGCCAAUUAAAACCCAGUUCUGAUAUCGACUCUGAACACUUCAGAAUUCAACAAGAAUCUAUCAAAGCUAUUCACAAAAUGAACAAUCAAAACUUUCAUGCCCAAACUAACAGAGGCGCAAAGCCAGCCCAAUUUAUAAACUUGGAAUCGAGCUCAGGCUCUUCUCAAUUCGAAGACGUCGACGACGAGAUGGAAAAAUCAAAUUUCCCCAACCAGCAGAUUCUAGAGGCAAAGAGCCACGCUCUCUCCAAUUUCCAGGAGGCUGCUGCUUCAGGCCUCAGAAACAAAGACGAGUUCGAAGUCGAUGGAUUUCUUAUAAUAGGCACUCCCUGUUCAGACUCAGAACAAGAAAAUGAACCGGAGAUCCCUCCAAAAGCAGUAAAGCCUGCUGGAAACUAUCAAAAGCCUACUGAAGACAAGAAAAGGCACUUCGCCAACAGUUCGGCCGACUUCGCCACAAAAUCAGAGCCAGACAGCAAUUUCAAGAAUUCCACGAUGGGCCCGAAGAAUUGUCGAGAAACCUGUAAACCACCUAAUUUUACAAGUGCGCCUAAGAGCAAGGAAAACCAUCGGAAUACUGUUUGCCCUCCGGAGCUGAAGUACCACCAGACUGUGGAGCAGACUCCUUUCGGAAGGACUUACGAGCCAAAGAAUGUCCAGAACCUCCCCUCCAUGAACAGCGUCAUGGAAAGGACCAAGGAGCCGGUUUAUAAUCGUUUCCAGCUUAUGAAGGGAGUCAACGGCAUGGGAGGCAUGGCCAACAUGAACACCAUGGGUUCGGUCCCCUCGAUGAACCAGGCCAGUCACAUGAACCCAGCUAUGAGUGUCGACCAGAUGGGUGGCUUGAAGCCUGGAGGUCCUCCGAACGGAGUCGGGUAUAUCAACAGCAUCAGCCAAAAUGGAGAAGGGGCUCCUUGGGCUGGUGGGUCAAACUAUUCAGUGCACUGGAAACAAGGAUACCCGGUUGCUGCACCUCCGAGCAAAUAACAAGAGGGUGGUACUUUCGAUCAGGCCCAUGAGUAUUUAUCCUUUUCCCAUGGGCUCUGGAUUUCAAGCUAAGAAUAUUAUCAUGAAAGGACCAGGCCAAUAUUUUCAUGUAUCAAGUCCCCAAAUGAAUUCUAUGUCGCCAACAUCAAUGUACCCAUUACCAUUAAACCAUGUUGUUCAGAAUCAGUUCAGAAAUUUUAAUAUGGACAACAGAUCACAGCCAAACAAGCAUAACAUGUAUGACCAUCAGUAUAAUUAAUUCAUUAAAAUUGCUGCUCUAAAAG